Messenger RNA from Diaporthe batatas, 966 nucleotides. RefSeq lists its product as uncharacterized. The transcript is spliced from 3 exons. The record is from RefSeq and is a predicted model, not a curated record. Gene Ontology annotation, molecular function: iron ion binding; 2 iron, 2 sulfur cluster binding. Lineage: Eukaryota; Fungi; Ascomycota; Sordariomycetes; Diaporthales; Diaporthaceae. The coding region runs from base 1 to 966 and encodes 321 amino acids.
AUGUACCAGCUUGAGCGGCGCGCCAUAUUUUCACAAAAAUGGAUCCUAGCCAAUUUCUCCUUUUUCCUCAUUCGUGACCCAAGUGGCACCAUCAAGGGCUUCCGCGCGUAUCCCGUUGAACAAGAGAAAUGCUGUACGGCCAGCAUUUUGAACUGCAAAUAUCACGGUUGGUCCUAUGGCCUGAACGGCAAUCUGGCGAAGGCUCCCCGUUUCGAUACCGUCGAAUGGUUCGACAACAGCCAACAGGGCCUGCUGCCUAUUCAUGUCCAUGUUGACAGGAAGGGUUUCGUAUGGGUCAAUCUAGAGGCCACCAGUCAUGGAGAAGAGCCGAGCGUUACAUGGGAAGGGCAGUUCCAAAACGUGGACCAAAGCGAAAGGAUGAACAGGUUCGACUUCGCAGAGGAAUUUAGCUACGACCACGAAUGGGAUAUGGAUGUCGACGCCAACUGGAAGGGGCUCGUUGAGAACUACAACGAGUGUUAUCACUGCCCCACUAGCCAUCCAUUGAUUGCCGGGGUUUCCGACGUGUCGAGAUACCGCGUUGAGCCGAACGGCGACAACAUCCUCGAGCAUGAGAUCAUCAACAAGGACCCAGAAGCCAAGCAGUUCCGCAGAUCAAUCACGUAUUUCUACCCAAGCACAUCUGUGACAAUCACCGAAAACAUGUUUUACAUCCAGCGCAUGACCCCUGUGACAUCAACAACAAGCAAGAUCGAGAAUGAGGUCUAUCGACAUAAGAAUGCCACAGAUGAAGAGUUCGCAAAGAUCAAUGCCUUCUACCACCAAGUCCUCGCCGAAGACAAAGACCUCUGCGAUGGCUCGCAGAGAAACAUUAACGCCGGUGUUUAUGUCAAUGGAGAAUACCACCCUGAAAAGGAGAAAGUGAGCAGACUUCCCCGCCUGUGGUGCCACCACUGGACUGACAUUAAAUUAGGGUCCACUGCACUUCCAAAUGACGCUUCGUAG